This is a messenger RNA of Aspergillus sclerotioniger CBS 115572, 2282 nucleotides long. Its product is annotated as putative pentafunctional AROM polypeptide. The coding region runs from base 9 to 2258 and encodes 749 amino acids. The transcript has 2 exons. Gene Ontology annotation, biological process: shikimate metabolic process; chorismate biosynthetic process. Gene Ontology annotation, molecular function: shikimate 3-dehydrogenase (NADP+) activity; 3-dehydroquinate dehydratase activity. Lineage: Eukaryota; Fungi; Ascomycota; Eurotiomycetes; Eurotiales; Aspergillaceae. The record is from RefSeq and is a predicted model, not a curated record.
CGAGACUCAUGUCUGAUCCACGUUCCCCAUCGAGGCAUUCCCCCAUCUUCGAGGAUUCACGCCGGUAUAGUGCAGAUGCCACGGUGCUGCUUGUAGGCUUUGUUGGCGCGGGGAAGAAGAUUCUAGGAAUCAUCGCGUCGGUUGCAUUGCGGCGCCGGUUCAUCGACUUUGAUGCUGCGUUCCGUCAGGAAGUGCAGUUGUCUCCGCAGGAAUACAUCGCGCGACAUGGGUCGGCGCGAUACCGUGAGUCGGAGCUCGAGGUGACUCGAUCUCUGCUCGAAAGAAACUCCACCGGAUGUGUCAUUGUCGGAUUGGGCUGGUCGGGCAAUCACCAGCAGCAGCAGCUUUUGAAGGACUUUGCGCGAAACCAUCCUGUCGUCUAUAUCAGAAGAGGCCCAGCAGAUCUGCGGCAGUUUAUCGCCACCAGCCUGGACACAUUCAGUCGGAUUUAUGCAGCAGGCAACCAAUUCUUCCAAUCAUGCUCCAAUUUUGACUUUUUCAACCGCAGGCAGGAGUCGACCGACUCGGUUGGUCGCCCACUGCCGGCAUAUAUGAAGCUCAAAGAGACCGAACGGGUGUUUUUAGGGUUUCUUGGUCGCAUUCUCGGGCGUGCUUGUCGUGUGCUCUAUUCCUCUGAGCCAUUCUCUCCCUCUCAUACGUAUGCCUUGCAGGCUCCGUUGAGCUGGUUGGAGACAGAGCCUGAUCUCGAAGUGUUGGAAAGUGGAGUGGAUGCAAUCAACCUUAUCAUCGAUUCCGCUGCAGUCACUGCAGAGCAUGCAUUCACUGACAAGCUUGUCAAGCACAUGGCGACCGUCCGAAAACAUACGAGAGUUCCGGUGUUUGUUGAGACCCGUUCUCCAAUGCAGCCAGAGCUUUUAGAAAGCCUUUUGCGGCUUGCACCAGAUGUUCUGGCAUGUCCACUUGAUAGUGGCCCAUUCCGGGAGUUGAAUAGCAUCAAGGGUCACACCAAGAUCAUCGCCACCUAUCAGCAGUCGACACCAUUGAGCGGCAGUCAGUGUGCUGAAUUGGCUUCGCUCCUCGAAAGAGCACGUUCAAGUGGGUUUGAUGCAUUGCGCGUUACUGCUGAAGCAAACGUGCCUGCUGAUAGUCUUUCUUGUAUCGCUCUACAACAACACAUGAGCGAAUCAAACUUUCCAGUCAUCAUCUACCAUACAGGACUACAAGGUCGAAGCUCCAUCUGUCUCAAUCCGACUCUAUCUCCUGUAGUCCCUCCAUCCAUGCAGGAUACAGGUCUCACCCUUGAAUCAGUCCAACGAGCACUCGUCUCGUGCUACCUCCUCCCCAAGAGAAAAUUCACAGUUUUUGGCCAGAACGUAGCAAACAGUUUGUCCCCAGCAAUGCACAACGCCGCGUACACUGCCUGCGGCCUACCACACGUAUACAACAUCGUCUGCAGUGAUGACUUUUCGGAUAUCCACCGUCUGCUUCACAGCGCAGACCAUGGUGGCGUGGCCAUUACACUUCCUUAUAAAUCCGACGUGCUUCCUUUUCUAGACGAAAUUAGUCCCGAUGUCAAGGACAUCCAAGCCGUCAACACCGUCACCAUCGAACAAGCCCGUCCAGAUGGGGCUAUCACUCUCAAAGGUCAUAAUACCGACUACAUCGGCAUCCGAGACUGCAUCCACAAACAUCUCUCCCCUGCAAAUGCUAUUCGUCCGGGCAUAACCGCCUUGAUUAUCGGUGCAGGUGGUAUGGCCCGCGCUGCCAUAUACGCAUGCUACCAACUAGGUGUUCGACAAAUCUGCAUUUACAACCGCACAAUCGCAAACGCACAAACCCUCGCGGAUUACUACUCCCACUGGGCCGACUCUAAUACAGGCACGCGUCUUCACAUUCAGGUCCUACGUUCUUCUGACCCCUGGCCAGAACACCUCCGCCAACCUACAAUCAUCGCAGCAUGUCUACCAGCCUUCGACAUGAGCCAAUCCCCUGUGUCACUACAUAUACCCGACGCAUGGCUUCAAAGCCCUACCGGGGGAGUCUUAAUCGAUAGGUUGUCAUUAACAAAACAGGUGGCCUACGGACACCCCCAAACCCCCAUUCGAAAGAAAAUUAACACAAGAUCCUCCAAAUGGGUCAUCGUCGACGGCCUAGUCCUUCUCCUCGAGCAGGGUAUCAUUCAGUACGAACUGUUCACGAAACGACCUGCCCCGGUGCAUGUCAUGAGACGGGCUCUUGAGCAAGCAAUCAACACCCACCCUGAUCCCUGUCUUUCUACUCAGCAGCACCAUCAAUAACCGCAUCGAUAAUAUGUCUUUACC